Messenger RNA from Alternaria infectoria, 534 nucleotides. RefSeq lists its product as uncharacterized. Lineage: Eukaryota; Fungi; Ascomycota; Dothideomycetes; Pleosporales; Pleosporaceae. The record is from RefSeq and is a predicted model, not a curated record. The coding region runs from base 1 to 534 and encodes 177 amino acids. The transcript has 2 exons.
AUGGUAAACGGUGGUGAAGACAUCAGGCGGGAUGUUGCUGCGGGUGGAGAGCCAUUCAUACCGCACGUAGAAGCCCUCGUCAACAGGGGAAAGGCCAUCUCCGUCUACGACUAUUGGCAGCUGAACAAGAAGAAGCUCGCGCUACAGAAGCGCUACCUCGACCUCUGGAACUCGACAAAGUCUGAAAGCUCUGGCAAACCGAUUGAUAUUCUCCUCACACCCGUCAUGCCUCACUCUGCGGUACCUCAUCGGAAAUGCAGAUGGGUAGGAUACACCAAAGUCUUCAACUUCGUCGAUUACCCGGCAGUAGUACUGCCAGCUGGUGAAGUCUCGCAAGAGCUUGAUAGUGAGGCUGCGAAGAAGAUGGGCGAGUAUGAGCCUAGGAAUACACUAGAUGAGUGGAACUGGAAGACCUUCGAUUUGGACACAAUGGAUGGCAUGCCGAUAGGUAUUCAGGUCGUUGCCCGAAGAUUACAGGAGGAGAAGGCUCUAGGUGCAGCCACGGUUAUCGUCAGCAUAUUGAAGCAGGCCUAG